AUCACGAGGGGUAGGCUGUCUGGAAGGUUUGAAUAGGGAAGUUUACAGAGCUUUAGGUUUUGCAGUUAGUUCAGUGUUUGCAAAUAGAGUACAGUUGAGGUGAUUGCAGUUCUGUAGCAGUGGAAGCAAAAACAAUAUUUAAUUGCUGUGCAAUUGCAUAUGCAAGUACUCCAAGGUUACUUGCUUAAAUACAUUUACAAUAUAUAUCUAUCAAUAUUAACAAAAUAAAUUAGUUUUUGAGACAUAUCUUUGGGAUUAAAAAAAAUGGAUGUUCUACCAAUGUGCAGCAUCUUUCAAGAGCUCCAGAUCGUCCACGACACGGGGUACUUUUCAGCUUUACCAUCGCUGGAAGAAUAUUGGCAGCAGACGUGCCUGGAGUUAGAAAGGUACCUUCAAAAUGAGCCUUAUGUGUCAGCGUCUGAUCUCAAGUUUGACAGUCAAGAGGACCUCUGGAGCAAACUUAUCUUGGCUUGUGGGGAUAAGGAGUCGGAUUCAAAGAUCCCUCAUAUAAAAGAGGAGGACAGUCAGGAUAAGCAAAACGUGGAGACCAGCAGUUUAAACUCGGACGCUAGCAGUGAGUUGUCGGAUAGCUCGGAGGAGCUCUCACCUACUGUUCAUUUUACCUCAAAUCCUUUAAAUGAUGUUUUGGUCAAUUCUGGACACUUAAGCUCUUCAAUUAUUACCACUCCACCGUCUUCUCCAGAACUAAGCAAGGAACCCACCACUCCUCAGGUGUGGAGGGGCCUACAGACAGAGCUGCACUCGCCGGGUAAAAUUCGGAUCAGUGGUGUUGGAAAGACUUUAGAAAAGACUAACCCAGUCAAUGGAGAGACUUCCCCAGAUGGUAGAAAGCGGGUCCAUAGGUGUCAUUUUAAUGGAUGCCGGAAGGUUUACACAAAAAGUUCUCACCUAAAAGCACAUCAGCGCACUCAUACAGGUGAAAAGCCUUACAGGUGUUCAUGGGAAGGUUGCGAGUGGCGUUUUGCAAGAAGUGAUGAAUUAACCAGACACUUCAGGAAGCACACUGGGGCCAAGCCAUUUAAAUGCAGUCACUGUGACAGGUGUUUCUCAAGGUCUGACCACCUGGCUCUUCACAUGAAGAGACACCUUUGAGUGUUGCCAGAAAAGCAGGAAAAUCUUGUCUGCUAAUUAGCUUCAAGGUUGAACUGCCCUGAGAGGAGGGAUGUGUGUUCCAGCCAAAGCAUGCCAUUUUGCACCCUAUCCAGUGCCUCCAGGACUUCUCCACAAAGGUGUUCUGAAGGCUGAAACGAAAUCAAGUACGAAGCAGCAAAGCAAAAAAAAAAAAAAAAAAAAAAAAACAACGCUGAGUGGUGCGUGAUGUGUGGGGGUGGGGGGGUUCCUGGACACAUACACUGGUACCUAUCCCGAUUGGCUUGUGCAGUAAGAAUGUUCUUGACUGGGUGACUGUACUGUGUGUUACUGUAUGAGGAGCUAACAUUGCUGUUGACUGGCUGACAGGGAACGAUUUUGUUUUAGUGUUCUUGUGGUCGUGAGUAGACUAUAAGAACAUGGGUCUGAAUGUUGAUGCGUGAGGGCAAGGGAGCCUGGAUGUGGUUUGCCACCAGGCGUCUCCACGGGGCCAUUUUGAGCCUUUAUUCGCCAUAAAGGUUACGGCCCGUUCCGUGGUGGAGACGGAAACCUAUUCCUGAAUGAGAGGAGCUUUUUUGGUGUUUGGUGCAGCUAAUAAAUGUGCAAUGUGUUAAGUAGCUUGUUUUACACAUGCUACAAAGCUCAUUUGUAAUCUAUUGUAUAAGCUGUGUAUUUAGAGAUAUAACACAACUAUAACUUCAUUAUAAUAGACAGGUGUUGCAUGGUUUCAGGGUUUGUACUCUUCCUGUUCAUUGUAAUCAGGACUGCAAAUUGAUUCCAAUAAAAGAGCAGCUAAAUACAA
Acipenser ruthenus (sterlet) is the source of this 1912-nucleotide messenger RNA. Its product is annotated as Krueppel-like factor 6. The transcript has 4 exons. Gene Ontology annotation, biological process: regulation of transcription by RNA polymerase II. The record is from RefSeq and is a predicted model, not a curated record. Lineage: Eukaryota; Metazoa; Chordata; Actinopteri; Acipenseriformes; Acipenseridae. Gene Ontology annotation, molecular function: RNA polymerase II cis-regulatory region sequence-specific DNA binding; DNA-binding transcription factor activity, RNA polymerase II-specific. The coding region runs from base 265 to 1113 and encodes 282 amino acids.